This is a messenger RNA of Aspergillus wentii DTO 134E9, 1970 nucleotides long. RefSeq names its product methionine--tRNA ligase MES1. Gene Ontology annotation, molecular function: methionine-tRNA ligase activity; ATP binding. Gene Ontology annotation, biological process: methionyl-tRNA aminoacylation. NCBI's taxonomy places the organism in Eukaryota, Fungi, Ascomycota, Eurotiomycetes, Eurotiales, Aspergillaceae. Gene Ontology annotation, cellular component: cytosol; aminoacyl-tRNA synthetase multienzyme complex. Bases 30 to 1970 code for a protein of 646 amino acids. The record is from RefSeq and is a predicted model, not a curated record. The transcript has 2 exons.
CAACCCCGCCAUCUCAUCCGCCAGCAAUCAUGGCUUCAGAAACAAAGAUCCUGCCCAAAGAGGGCGAGCGAAAUAUUCUAGUUACAAGUGCUUUGCCAUAUGUGAACAAUGUGCCUCAUCUAGGUAACAUCGUCGGCUCCGUUCUUAGUGCCGAUGUCUUCGCUAGAUAUCACAAGGCUUGCGGACGGCAGACGCUCUACAUCUGUGGAACGGAUGAGUAUGGCACAGCAACGGAGACCAAGGCGUUGGAGGAGAAGGUGACGCCAGAGGAGCUCUGCGCCAAAUACAACAAGAUCCACCAGGAAGUGUAUGAAUGGUUUGAGAUUGGCUUCGAUCACUUUGGCCGCACUCCAACGCAGAAGCACACCGAAAUCUCGCAGAGCAUCUUCAAGAAACUCCAUGAAAAUGGAUAUCUUGCGGAGAAGACGGCGGAACAGCCGUUCUGUGAAACUCAUGGAUCUUUCCUGGCAGACCGUUACGUGGAGGGAGAGUGCCCACGAUGUGGCUACGACGAUGCCCGCGGAGACCAGUGCGACAAGUGUGGCCACCUCCUUGAUCCCUUUGACCUCAAAAACCCUCGCUGUAAACUCGACGGCGCGACUCCCGUCCGUCGGCCGACGAAACACAUCCAUCUCCUCCUUGACAAGUUGCAGCCAGAAAUCGAGAAGUGGGUGCACCCGACAAUUGAGAAGGGCAGCUGGCCCAAGAACUCGAGAGUCAUCACCGAAUCGUGGUUGAAGGAAGGUCUGAAGGACCGUGGCAUCACGAGAGAUCUGAAGUGGGGUGUCCCCGUUCCUCUCGAAGGACUUGAGAACAAGGUGCUGUAUGUGUGGUUUGAGGCCUGCAUUGGAUAUCCCUCCAUAACUGCCAAUUACACCCCAGACUGGGAACUCUGGUGGCGGAACCCGGAGAAUGUUCAGCUAUACCAGUUCCUGGGCAAGGACAAUGUGCCAUUCCACAGUGUCAUCUUCCCUGGUUCCCAGCUCGGCACUAAGGAAAAAUGGACUAUGCUUCACCACCUGAGCACCACCGAAUACCUGAACUAUGAAGGGGGCAAAUUCAGUAAAUCCAGAGGAAUUGGUGUCUUUGGCAAUAACGCCAAGCAGACUGGUGUGCACCCUGAUGUGUGGCGAUACUACCUUUUGAAGAACCGCCCUGAGACUGGAGACACCCAGUUCGAAUGGCGUUCGUUUGUGGACAGCAACAAUAGCGAAUUGCUGGCCAAGUUGGGCAACCUGGUCAACCGCGUGAUCAAACUCGUUGCGGCCUCGUACAGCUCCACCAUCCCCGAGUUCACUGUCCCCGACAGCUUCAACCCGACUUUAGAUGAAGUCACUGGAUUCCUUCGCCAGUACAUCGAGGAGAUGGAGGGUGCCAACCUCCGUGCCGGUGUGCAUACCGCGAUGAAAAUUGCUGAGGCCGGAAACGGUCUGAUCCAGGCCAACCGACUGGACAAUUCGCUCAUCGCUAACGAGCCCGAGCGCGCCGCGGCGGUCGUAGGAACCGUUCUCAAUCUCAUUUACCUCCUUUCCAGCGUUUUCGCGCCUUACCUCCCCGCGACCUCUAAGUCGAUCAUCGAGCAGCUUGAUGCGCCGUUUGCUUACAUUCCGUCGUUGGAAGACAUAAAAGACGGCUGGAAGCCCAUAGCUCUGAAAGCUGGUCACAAGGUCGGUAAGGCCAAGUAUCUCUUCUCGCGUAUCGACUCGAAGAAGGCCGACGAAUGGCGUGACAUGUUCGGUGGCUCGCAGGCUGAGAGACAGAAGAAGGAGGAAGAAGCGGCCAAGAUCGCGGCCAAGAAGGCGGCCAACAAGGCAAAGAAGAAGGACAAAAAGACCAAGCAACCCACCGGCGUGGAGGCUUCAGCCAAGGGUGGUGCAGAAGCAACCACCACCACGACCGAGGGUAAGAAUGAUGAGGCGAUUGAAAAGAUCGCGGAUGGUGUUUCCCAAGUCACUAUCCCAACAUCGUGA